Molecule: messenger RNA, 1497 nt
Organism: Scedosporium apiospermum
Lineage: Eukaryota; Fungi; Ascomycota; Sordariomycetes; Microascales; Microascaceae
Product: Major facilitator superfamily transporter
Exons: 4
Coding region: 1-1497 (498 amino acids)
Biological process (GO): transmembrane transport
Cellular component (GO): membrane
Molecular function (GO): transmembrane transporter activity
Source: RefSeq, a predicted model, not a curated record
AUGGCCACCGAAGCCAUCCAAAGCCGCCCACGGAAGAAGUGGUACCAGAUCCAAUGGUACGCCGAUGUGGAUUCGCCAGCGGACCGCAGGCUGAUCAACAAACUCGACUUGCUUAUUGUGCCGUACGCCGUGCUUUCAUACUGGGUGAAAUACCUCGAUCAGUCUAACCUCAAUAAUGCCUACGUUGCUGGCCUUAAGGAAGACCUUGGCUUUCACGGCAACGAGCUAGUCCAACUCCAGACAUUUUAUAUCAUCGGCGCCGUAGUGGGGCAGAUUCCGUUUAUGUUCCUGUGUACCUACUGUCCGAUGCAUUGGACUAUACCGGCUCUAGAUAUUCUGUGGGGUAUCUUUACGCUAUUACAGUAUAGGGUUACGGGCUAUGCUGAGCUUGCUGCCUAUCGAUUCCUCGUCGGCUGGUUUGAAGCUCCAUUCUAUCCAGCUAUGCACUACAUCCUCGGAUCGUGGUACCGGGGUGACGAGAUUGCUCGCCGAGGGGGCAUCUUCUAUAUUGGACUCUCCCUUGGAACACUCACCUCUAGCCUUAUCCAAGCUGGCGCGAGUGCAAGGCUAGAUGGUGUUAAUGGCCUUGCCGGCUGGCGAUGGAUGUAUAUCAUCUGCGCCGUGAUUACUAUUCCCGUUGGCAUUCUAGGAUAUUUCGUCAUCCCCGGAACGCCCCAACAGCCGAACCGUAUAGUUCUGUCGCAGGAAAAUAUUAAUCGGGCCUCUGACCGGUUGGCGCGUGCUGGCCAUGUUUCCCAUGGAAAGAAUAAGUUCCCCAACUUAAAGAUCCUGCUCGCCCGACCACAGUUCUGGACAUGCCUACUCCUCUGUUUCCUUUUCUGGAAUUCUGGAGUCCAUACCAGUGCCGGUACUUUCCUUCUAUGGAUUAAGAGCUUAGGCCGAUAUAGCCAAGCCCGUGUGAAUGAGCUCGGCAGUAUUGCUCCUGGCCUUGGAAUCUUCUAUACGGUGUUCAUAGGCUUUGCGUCUGACCUCGUCCUAGGCCCGGCGUGGGCUAUUACGGUCUCCCACACGUGGAACAUCAUCGGCCUUAUUAUCCUGACAGUCUGGAAGGUACCGGAGUCAGCCCUCUGGUUUGCCUACGCGACGAUAUACUCUUCUUAUGCCAUGUCAAGUGCGCUGUAUGGUUGGGUUAAUACGCAGCUUCGGGCGGCGCCGGCUGAACGCGCCUUCACAAUCGUCCUUAUCAACUCCUUUGCACAGUCCACCACGGCUUGGACGCCUCUUCUUUUGUACCCUACAGUCGAAGCACCGAGGUUCCCCAAGGGAUUCCCAUUUUCGCUGGCUUGCUCCAUUUUACUGGUCAUCACCUCCCAUGCCCUGAGGCUCCAUCUCCGGCGAAGCGACCCUGGUGUCGAGAAUACAACUGGCUUGCCUGAUGAGGUAUUCGAAUCCAGAUCUGUGGCGGAUGGUGGAGAGUCGGGAACUGGCCUUGGUGAAAAGAGGGAGAAGGAGAAGGUCGACGACUCAAGCAAUUGA